Messenger RNA from Caenorhabditis auriculariae, 3684 nucleotides. NCBI's taxonomy places the organism in Eukaryota, Metazoa, Nematoda, Chromadorea, Rhabditida, Rhabditidae. The record is from the annotation of a GenBank genome assembly.
AUGUGCGAUGGAACACUAUUUCGGCGACCGUAUGGCCGUCUGGCGGCGCGAAAUAGUAUGGCGGCGUUCGGGGCGCCUGCCAGCGGCCUCGCCCUUCAGUUUCCCUGGCCUAUCUAUCUUUUCCACCGCUUUACUCGAUUGUUUUAAAAUCCCUUUCCAAUUUUUAUACUUGAUAGUCUCCCAAGUCUUGAAAAGGAUAGUUUCUCUUGAGAAGUUUUUCCUCACAAUAGAAAAAUUUUUUUAUCUGGAGAAAAAAAAUAGGAUUUUUCAGGUCCCGCAGUUCUUUUGAAGACACUUUUUGUACUUCACAAAAAGUACACUUUUUUUAGAAAAACAAGGUUUCGAAAAUAAUUUGGAUUGAGAAUCGAAACUGUAAAGUUUUUACUCAAAAUUUUCAGAUUAAAACUUUUUUUGAACCCUUUUUCAGAUCUUUGAGUGAAAUUUAUCGUUUUUGUGCAAAUUCCAUCAUUUUUCCGACUAUUCUUGCCUUCUUCCAAAACUAUCAUCUUCAUUGAUAACUGAUAACGAUUUCAGGAUGCAAAACGACCGUUUCUCUCCAUACUCGACACCGAGUCGAGGCAGAGGAAGAGGGCGCGGAAGAGGGGCCACUUUAGUGAAUAAUCCGUCAGUAGUUCUUACACCUUUUUUUCAACGAACUCGUCUUUCCAGUUUUCUAGUCGUCUUUUUCUCAUUUUUCUUCUUUUCUUUUCUCGGAAAACACUCAGAAAACAGAAAACUCUCAUUUUCUUUCAGAAUAGUUCCAAAAACAUUUUUUUUUCCAAAAAAAAUAUCCCAGAAAAUGCCCGAAAACUAGAUGAAAACCCAAGUUUCAGGGUUCCGCCAUCAACAUCAGCUCCAACAAACGGCUCCUCCACUCCAGAUGAGUACAGCUUCACGUUCAUCAAGAACACGGGCGAGGAUUUGUACACACGUUUGCAAAAAUGCCGGGUCAAUGGAACUUUUAAUUACUACGAGGCCGGAAAAUGCUUUACACAGUCUUUGGACAAGCCCAAUUGCGAGCAGAUCAUCAGUGUGAGUCUUGGUAAUCCUCUGGUCGCAAGCAGAAUGGCUCAUUGCGUUGCGGUCGUGCUACGGUUUCAUAUUCAGCAAAUUCAGAAUAACUUUUUCGCAGUCGUAAAUCGUCUAUAUAGGUGCAGUCGGAUGGACCUUUCGAAGUUUUUCAAAACUGCUCCGAAACAUUUGAAAAAAGUUUCAUUUAUUCUGCCUUUUUGCGUCUUUCCAUUAACGUAUAAUAAACUAUUUUUUUAAUGUUUUCUACAGCUUAUCAAAACUUUGAAAAUUGAAAAGUUCAGAAAAAAAAAGCCUUUCCGACUUUGCCAAACCUAAGACAUUCUCCGUGCUACCAGAAGAUCCAAAUCUUAUCUUUUUAAUAGAAACUAUGAUUGAAUAGUCCUCUUUUUUAUUUCCAGGCUUUUUGCUCGGAGAAUUUCUCCCGAAUCGAGACUUUUACGAUGACCGGCUACAUGGAAGACGUUCGGAGGGCCGGUUUUACGACGGCUUUCACCAUUUUCGAUCGAUAUUUGAUGCUCGGGAAGCAUAUCAAGGUAAAUUAUCGUUUGAAUCACGAUUUAAAUUUUUCAUUUCCCUUGUCCUAGUUCUAACCUACAAAAAACUCCUCCCAAUUAGUCAAAUUUAUCAGAAGAUCCUAGAGCUACCUAUUUUUCCAGGAUUCUCUCAUGUGGGCUCAACUGGAAUCCAUUCAAGCUGUUGCCAACGCGGCGAUAACACAAAAUACCUGCGGAAAUGCGAUUUUUGAAGCCGGCGUCGUCGAGGACGGCCGAUUUGUUCUACCCGAUCUGCCGCCGUUCAAAGUAGGGAAUUUUGAUGACAUUUAAAAGAGGCCAAAAUCCAUCAAGUUUCGAUAAUUUACUCUUUCAAUCAGAAAAGAACCGGCUUUUCAUUGCAGAGAACGCUUUUUAUUCAAAAUUUGUGAUUAAAGCUAUCAAACUUCAAAUUUCUCCAUUAAAGAUGUUAAACUUUUCCAGCCGAUCGUUCUGACGACCAGUGGCUGGAAACACUCUGGAGAAGUGCCACAUAUUCAGCUGACGUCGCUUUUUCGCCACAUUUUGAAACAAGUUGAUAUUUUGAAUGUUCAUAAAACGACAAAAUUCCAAGUUUCCAGGCCUGUGAUCCUCCAACAGCUAUCAAAGGCUACACGUACAGAUCAGGAAGCGGCCGCGCGAAUUUCGAACUUCAACAGAUUCCCGAGCCAAUUUUCAUCACGCUGCGUGGUAAUUUUUUUUUCAAAGAGAAAAAAAAAUCAAAAUGAGUUGUUUUUUUGAAAAAAAAAUCAAAAAAAGGUGCCCACUAUGAAGUUUUUAGCUUUUUCAAAGCUUGAAAUGGGUUUUUCUCGCUAUUCAAAAAAAAUUUAGUACGUCUUCCAAUUUUUUUAUACUAUAUAUUCCCAAUAUUAAAAAUUAAAGGAAGAUGUUGAAAAUUCAAUUUAAAAAAAAGGCGAAAUCGAAUGCUUUUUCACGGAAACUCCAACUGAAACUCUAAAAUUCGAAGUCCUUUGCAGAAUUUUCGAACGCAGUCUUCUCUAUCAAUCGUCCAGAACUCGUCGAUCCAGAAGAGACCGUUUAUGAAACGGAGUGAGUAAGCUUAUGGUUUGAAUGAACUAUACUAUAGUGAAAGGAGCUGAAAAUGUACGCAAUUCUUAAUUAAAAGUCGUCAUUUCUGACCAAUGGAUUCAAUGAUACCGCUCCUAACUAACCUAUUCCCUUCUGAAAGUGUCAUAUAAUGGAUGAAAAUCGAAAAGAGCCGUUUUAGAAGUAAAAUAACCACAAAAUAAGCUUAAAUGGGUCCAGAAUUGGAUUGUACUUUUUGAUCAUCUACAGGUACUUCCGGAAGCUGGGCAGCGACCACACGACCCGACUCCGGGUCCUGCGGCAACAGCGUGAACUUCGCCACAAAUGGAUCACCAUCGAGGUCCCCAAACAGCUCACCACCGCCUUGUUAGUCACAUUAUGGUCCUUCUUUUUGAAAAAUGUCAUUCACUUUCUAGGAUCGCUCUACGCAAGGCCAAGUACAUUGAUGGACGCUGGGUCAUGGAUCCGGUUUGUUAUUAUGUCUUUCUAGUUGACACUGAGAAGAAGAGAGUGCUGGAUUUCUGCACAACUCAUUUUGAAUGCGUCCUCUGAAUAUAACAAAAAAAACAUUGAUGGAGUCCCAAACCAAAUCGCAAACUUGUAUAAUUGAUCACAAUUUCUCGAAAGGAAGGUCACUUUUCGCUAGGGAAUACCUUGAAAUUCGACCAGAUUACUGCUGACGUACCAGAUAAAGACUGUAAUAGUCUCAUCCUGUACAAUUUUCGAGUUUUUAAGAAACAAGGCUCAAAAUCUUAAACCAGCCAUCUUCGAAUUUUUUGAUAGUAUUCUCCGACUUUUUUUUUCCAAAAAUAAGAAUUUUAGCAGGUUUUACCAACUUAAAAAAAAUGCUUCAAAGAUCAUUUCUCCUCCAUUUUUCUAUAAAAACUUUUUUUUCCAGAAAAAGGGCUAUUUCGCCUCGUUGGAGCACCAGAACAUCGUCGAAUCCUGUCCACUUCCCGUUGAACAGACAAACGGCGGAGAAGAUUCUUCCGUUUCUCUCAACUCAAUCCGAACCUCCGACUAUUUGAUGGCCCUUCUCGCUCAGAAUCCCGGGGAUCCGCCAGAGAAUCAAUGA